GUCCGCAGGAUUGGGACUGUUACAGAGGUCGCCACGGAGCCCGCCGGAGCCACCGUUCCUGCUGCUGCUGCCGCUGCCCGAAUCGGAACCGUCGGGCCGCAGCCGCCGGCAAUGCCGCGAAGGAAGAGGAAUGCAGGCAGUAGUUCAGAUGGAACCGAAGAUUCCGAUUUUUCUACAGAUCUUGAGCACACAGAUAGUUCAGAGAGCGAUGGCACAUCCCGACGGUCUGCACGCAUCACCCGCUCCUCAGCCAGGCUGAGCCAAAGUUCUCAAGAUUCCAGCCCUGUUCGAAAUUUGCAGUCUUUUGGCACGGAGGAGCCCGCUUACUCCACCCGAAGAGUGACGCGAAGUCAGCAGCAGCCCACCCCUGUGACUCCAAAAAAGUACCCCCUGCGCCAGACGCGCUCCUCCGGCUCAGAAACCGAGCAGGCGGUUGAUUUUUCAGAUAGAGAAACCAAAAAUGCAGCUGACCAUGAUGAGUCACCACCUCGAACCCCGACUGGAAAUGCACCUUCCUCGGAGUCUGACAUAGACAUCUCCAGCCCCAACGUGUCCCACGAUGAGAGCAUUGCCAAGGACAUGUCCCUGAAGGACUCCGGCAGCGACCUUUCUCACCGCCCCAAGCGCCGUCGCUUCCACGAAAGCUACAACUUCAAUAUGAAGUGUCCUACACCAGGCUGCAACUCACUAGGACACCUUACAGGAAAACAUGAGAGACAUUUCUCCAUCUCAGGAUGCCCACUCUAUCACAACCUCUCGGCUGACGAAUGCAAGGUGAGAGCACAGAGCCGGGAUAAGCAGAUAGAAGAAAGGAUGCUGUCCCACAGGCAAGAUGACAACAACAGGCAUGCAACCAGGCACCAGGCCCCCACCGAGAGGCAGCUGCGAUAUAAGGAAAAGGUGGCUGAACUCAGGAAGAAAAGAAACUCUGGCCUGAGCAAAGAACAGAAAGAGAAGUAUAUGGAACACAGGCAGACCUAUGGGAACACUCGGGAACCUCUCUUAGAAAACCUGACAAGCGAGUAUGACUUGGAUCUCUUCCGAAGAGCACAAGCCCGAGCUUCAGAGGAUCUGGAGAAGCUAAGGCUUCAAGGUCAAAUCACAGAGGGUAGCAACAUGAUUAAAACAAUCGCUUUUGGCCGCUAUGAACUUGAUACUUGGUACCAUUCUCCCUAUCCUGAGGAAUAUGCACGGCUGGGACGUCUCUACAUGUGUGAAUUCUGUUUAAAAUAUAUGAAGAGCCAAACAAUACUCCGCCGACACAUGGCCAAGUGUGUGUGGAAACACCCACCGGGUGAUGAGAUAUAUCGCAAAGGCUCAAUCUCUGUGUUUGAAGUGGAUGGCAAGAAAAACAAGAUCUACUGCCAAAACCUGUGCCUGUUGGCCAAGCUUUUUCUGGACCACAAGACACUGUAUUAUGAUGUGGAACCGUUCCUGUUCUAUGUGAUGACAGAAGCAGAUAACACUGGCUGUCACCUGAUUGGCUAUUUUUCCAAGGAAAAGAAUUCAUUCCUCAACUACAAUGUAUCCUGUAUCCUUACCAUGCCUCAGUACAUGAGACAGGGAUAUGGCAAGAUGCUCAUUGAUUUCAGUUAUUUGCUUUCCAAAGUGGAAGAAAAGGUUGGCUCCCCAGAACGCCCACUCUCAGAUCUGGGCCUCAUAAGCUAUCGCAGCUACUGGAAAGAAGUGCUUCUCCGUUACCUGCAUAAUUUCCAAGGCAAAGAGAUUUCUAUCAAAGAAAUCAGUCAGGAGACGGCCGUGAAUCCCGUGGACAUUGUCAGCACUCUGCAAGCCCUUCAGAUGCUCAAGUAUUGGAAAGGAAAGCACCUGGUUUUAAAGAGACAGGACCUGAUUGAUGAGUGGAUAGCCAAAGAGGCCAAACGGUCCAACUCCAACAAAACCAUGGAUCCAAGCUGCUUAAAAUGGACCCCACCCAAGGGCACUUAAAGUGACCUGUCAUUCUGAGCCAGCGAACCCCAGCAGUAGGAAUCCGUACCCUAGGGAUCUGUCUGUCAUUUCUGUUGCUCUUGUGAUUGGCAAGUACAGUAUCCUUUGGGAAGGCCAUCCCCCUCAGGACUGUCCUGGCUCCGACCUUUGUGUACACUGCAGACGCUGGUUCUGAGGAACUGUUGUUUCGGCCUCAGUGAGGUUGCCUGGCUGGGAUCUGUGUUCGACUCGACGCAGAGCCCUCAUAGCACUGACCCAAGGAGUUCUGUUAUGGUACUGUACCUGUCCAGUCACUGGUUCUCUCCUCACGUCCUCUAGCCCCAUGAGGUUGUGUUGUGUCUUCUGAACUUCGUACUAGUGCUUCUUGCCACCCGGUCACCAGACCUCCAAAUACGGUUGUUGCCACCACCAGGACCCUUCCAGUUCCUCCUGACGCACGUGUUUUGUGGAGGGGCAGGGCAGAGGUAGCACUUGGGAGUGAGUGUGUGUGAGUACUGGGGGGGGUUCAUUCACUUUGAAUUUCAUCUUGCUUUACUUUUUUUUUUUUUCCUCCAUUUUUAUUGAAAGACAUGUUUUUGAUCAGUACGGGGCUGACCAGAGCCACAUAGUUCCGAAGAGUUUCCCAGGGAUUAGUUUUGGUAACGUCACAGACUCCAUCUUGAGGAGAUGGAGAGAAGAAUUAAGAUUGUGUAUUUUGAUUUUACCUGUGAGCAGUGGGCAGGAUUUUGGUGGAAAGGAAUGGAAACUUCUUUUUGCCUCACCAAAAGUGCCCAGUCGUAAAUGUUUUCUUCCCCGUUUACUCCCUGCCCUCUUUUAUGUUUGCAGGUGCCAAAAUAAUUGACAGUUCUCCCUUCAUGCAACAUGUUAGCUCGUUAAUUAUACUGUAAAAGUCCUGUUCACUUGUUCAGCAGUACAUAGUACUGUAUGCCUGUACCAGGCAGAGUGCACCUGUGCUUGCACAUGAGUUGCCCUGAUUUUGUCCCAACAUCCUGGGAGAAUAUGGAAGUGACUGUAAAUGACUUCUGUGUCGCAGCCUGUGACUCAGCGAGGCAGGAUGGCCGCCCUUGCCAAGGUUUGCUUCUCUUUGCAGCAGUGCCUCACCCUCCCUCUAGAACGACAGUGUUUCUGCCCCUCCGAGAGCUCCCCCUCCACUUCCUUUUUGGGAUUUGCCAUCGUCUUCUGUUCUCUGGUCUCCUAUUUCUGGUGUUGUUCAAGUGAAGGAGGAGAUGUUCCCUCUAAUUUCUCUCUAGCCCGUUAUAACCUGCUAUCUUGGGGCAGCUUUUGAUGUCUGACAUGUCACCCUUCCCAGCUUGGUCUCCUACAACACUGCUGUCUUCAUGUGGCACCCUCACCACAAUCCCGACUCUGGUCAUUUGUGCCUUUCUCUUGUCAUCUCUGUACACUACUUAUAUUCACUGUGGGUCAGGGGAGCUAAUUUUAAGCAUGUUCAAUGGCAGCUCCCCUCCAGUUUCAGUGUCACUGUUAAAAUUUAUCCAAAAGCAACUUCACUGGGGGUUUUCUUAAGGGGUGAAGGCCUUUUACAGAUGCUAAACCCUUCCCCACAUGUGGUAGAAUGUGCUCUUCUAUAUUACUCCUCAAUAAAGCAUGUUCUCUGCUCAA
This is a messenger RNA of Lepus europaeus (European hare), 3567 nucleotides long. RefSeq names its product lysine acetyltransferase 7 (gene KAT7). The record is from RefSeq and is a predicted model, not a curated record. Gene Ontology annotation, biological process: regulation of DNA-templated transcription. Lineage: Eukaryota; Metazoa; Chordata; Mammalia; Lagomorpha; Leporidae. Bases 112 to 1947 code for a protein of 611 amino acids. Gene Ontology annotation, molecular function: histone acetyltransferase activity; zinc ion binding. The transcript is spliced from 15 exons. Gene Ontology annotation, cellular component: nucleus.